AUGAGCAGCUCGCAAUAUGUCCACCGGAAAACCGUACCAAUCAAGCGCGGCGAUGCUGAACCGCUUACUCGAAAGGACGUCCAGUUCGCUGUUCUUCACCAUAUAUUUUCGGACACGGCGAGAGUCUUCACAGAUCCAUCACCCGGGAAGGCGGCCAACAAAGUGACCUUCGCCGAUCUAUACGUCAAUGCGCUCUUCAACUCUAGCAAGUGUUCAAAGGUGUUGAAGGACAAGAUGGUCGAGACGCCGCCUUUCGCACUGGAAUUUGCGAAGAUUUGCCUCCUGACCAACGUUGGUAGAAUCAACACAACGAUGGCCUUUUUCCCGGAAAUGAAGACAGCGCUUAGAUCAUACCAUCCGGUCCCUUCAUUACAGAAAACGGAUGGCAAUGCACAGGAUGCGCCCCGUAUCAAAAACUGUCUAAAGGCUGCUUUGUUGCCCUCUGAAUUCAAGAACGGACCGCCGUCUACUCCAGCUGAAGUGAUCACAAAAGUACAAUCUGGACAGAAACCUCCGACUAGUGUAGUUAAUCUAAUUUUUGUCCUAGCGAACCAUGCCUCCGUGAGAUCUCUGCCCCACUUCGACCCACCCACGGACUUCCUGGAUCUCUUCAUGCCGGUUGAAUUGUCCUCGGCUUCGCGCGCGCGUGCUUUCCUUUGGCUCAUCUUCCACUAUCUCGAAGGCACAGAUGUACCAAAUCCCUUUUGCGACGAGUACGCUCGACAACAUCCGGGAAAGGUCCCCCGUCUUCGUCAUAUCACGCCCAGGGAAAUGGAGGAGGAAAAUAUGGAUCCCCCUGACGAGAUCGAAUGGGGCAGAAAAAUGUCUCAGCUUAGGAGCCAAUUCUUACAGAAGCUCGUGAACCAGACGGAGCAUGAGAGACGCAGCAUCCCCUCGCCUGCCCCUCCGCCUCUCCAGAGGGAUCUUGCACCUAGGAGGCACCGAACCCAACAUCCUCCCGUGCACCAAGGUAGUAGAGGAGAGACGUUUCACCACUACGUACCCAAAGAGCGGGAACAACUCAAACCUCGGAAUCCUCAGCCUAGAGCCCCUGCCCCCACAGCCCCUGCGCAAGGGAGCGGAGGGCUCGGGGAUGCAGAACGCUCCAUGCUACAGCAGGCCUGGUUCUCAGUGAACACGGCGGACCCAUUGAUGGACUCCGACGAAGAAUACGUCGACGAAAACAUGCGUCUAGAGCUACAACGUCGACUCAGUGUUAUUACCAGGCUGCGAGGGAAGUCCGCGACUCCUUCACCACCGCCCGAAGAAGGAGGAUAUCGUGCUGGUGCCGAAGGUGAAGAGGGACAGGAUUUUGAGCCACCACGCACUUUCACGGGUCAGUGGCAGCAAGCACAAUGGGACUAAUCUCUCGGCAACUUUGAGAAAAUGGAUAUGGACAAUUCUCCGACAGCAGGAACUGGUCAUUUGUAUCGCUACCCACAUUCUAAAGGAAC
Gloeophyllum trabeum ATCC 11539 is the source of this 1454-nucleotide messenger RNA. RefSeq lists its product as uncharacterized. Bases 1 to 1365 code for a protein of 454 amino acids. Gene Ontology annotation, cellular component: Ino80 complex. The record is from RefSeq and is a predicted model, not a curated record. Lineage: Eukaryota; Fungi; Basidiomycota; Agaricomycetes; Gloeophyllales; Gloeophyllaceae. The transcript is spliced from 8 exons.